Molecule: messenger RNA, 1473 nt
Organism: Cajanus cajan (pigeon pea)
Lineage: Eukaryota; Viridiplantae; Streptophyta; Magnoliopsida; Fabales; Fabaceae
Molecular function (GO): S-adenosylmethionine-dependent methyltransferase activity
Source: RefSeq, a predicted model, not a curated record
UAAACUAUCUAGAGCUAAUUGUGUGGAAAAAAUAAAAAAUAAAGAAAACGUCAAGAAUGUAAACUUUACAAUUUUUCUUUUUACAAAUAAUAAAAUGAGAUGAAGACAUUACAUAGACUUAAACCGUGUUUAUUUUUUAACAUGUUUAUCUGGGGUUAAACUAAAACCAUUGAUUAGCCAAGCAAAUUAAUUAAUAAUUAGCUAUGAUAUCAACAAUCAAGAGAUCUUAUUCAAUUAAUUGUAAAACUCUUUUGAUACUAACUUCAAUUCUGACGUAUGAACUAAAAUAUUACCGGUGAUGUUUUAUUACUAGUAACUAGUAACUAGUAAGGGCUUUUAGUCUUCAACAAUAAAAUUAAAUGUACACUUACGCACAAGGGAGACUUUGUUUGGAACGUGGGAGAGAGAGAGAUCUGAUUUAGGUGAGGGAGAUCUGAAAUAUUAACAUUUUUAAUAUAUGGCAGAAAAUUGGGGCGACGAGAAAUAUAGAAAUUAUUGGGUGAGAGUGAGACCGAGGGAGAUCGGAGAUCUGAAUUAUGAAUCACACAAGUCACAAAAUUGAGGGUUAAGACUUAAGAGCAAAAAAGAGAUGGCAGAGCUAUUUGUGAAGCAAGCAAAGCAAUAUGCAGAUGCAAAACCAACUUAUCCUCCACAACUCUUUCAAUACGUUUCUUCAAAGACUCCCUCUCACAACCUCGCUUGGGACGUUGCUACCGGAAGUGGCCAAGCUGCCAAAUCAUUAGCCAAGUUGUACAAGAAUGUGAUAGCCACAGAUGCCAGUGAGAAACAACUUGAAUUUGCAACCAAGCUCCCAAACGUGAGAUACCAACACACCCCAUCAACCAUGUCCAUGACCGAGCUUGAACAAAUGGUGGCACCUCGAGGAACCAUAGACCUUGUGACCAUUGCCCAAGCCUUACACUGGUUUGACCUACCAACCCUCUACCAACAAGUCAAGUGGGUUCUCAAGAAGCCUCAUGGAGUCAUUGCUGCUUGGUGUUACUAUCUGCCACGAGUUAAUAGUGAUGUAGACACUAUACUUGAUCAAUUAUAUUCCAUUAGUGCAAGCCCUUAUUGGGACUCAGCAUGUACAUUGUUUGAUGAUAAGUAUAGAAGCAUUGAUUUUCCAUUUGAGCUUGUGGAUGGGGCAGAUCACACAGGACCCUUUGAGUUUGUAACAGAGACUGUGAUGGAUUUGGAUGAUUUCUUGACUUAUAUAAAAUCAUGGUCAGCGUAUCAGACGGCAAAGGAGAAAGGAGUGGAGCUUCUUGGGGAUGAUGUUGUUCAAAAGCUUAAACUUGCUUGGGGUGAAGGUGAUAAAAAGAUGGUCAAAUUUCCGGUUUAUUUGAGAAUUGGAAGAGUAGGGAAUGUCUGAAAAUAUGUAAAUUAAAUGAUAUGUUAGUUUUUUGUCAGAAGUGGAACAAGAAACUUCUUUUAUGCAUUAAUUAAAUAAUUUAGCUUCUUUGGUACUAU